This is a messenger RNA of Phragmites australis (common reed), 1208 nucleotides long. Its product is annotated as putative NAC domain-containing protein 94. Gene Ontology annotation, molecular function: DNA binding. The coding region runs from base 48 to 1190 and encodes 380 amino acids. NCBI's taxonomy places the organism in Eukaryota, Viridiplantae, Streptophyta, Magnoliopsida, Poales, Poaceae. The record is from RefSeq and is a predicted model, not a curated record. The transcript has 3 exons. Gene Ontology annotation, biological process: regulation of DNA-templated transcription.
CUGUAACCAGCAGCAAGCAGGCUUCAAGCUUCAUCCCUUUGUAAGAUAUGGAGGAGAGAAAUGAUGUCAAUAUGGACAGGUCAGAUGAGAUCCUCAUGCCCGGGUUCCGGUUUCAUCCGACAGACGAAGAACUGGUCAGUUUCUACCUCAAGAGGAAGAUCCAGCAAAAGCCUAUCUCCAUUGAGCUCAUCAGACAGCUGGACAUCUACAAGUAUGAUCCAUGGGAUCUCCCAAAGCUUGCAAGCACCGGUGAGAAAGAGUGGUACUUCUACUGCCCAAGGGACCGAAAAUACCGCAACAGCGUAAGACCGAACAGAGUCACAGCAGCUGGAUUCUGGAAGGCCACAGGGACAGACAGGCCAAUCUACUCCUCUGAGAGCACCAAGUGCAUAGGCCUGAAGAAGUCCCUUGUGUUCUACAAGGGGAGAGCAGCAAGAGGGAUGAAAACUGACUGGAUGAUGCAUGAGUUCAGGCUCCCUUCGCUCACCGAUCCCUCACUUCCCAAGCAGCCGAUCGACAAGACUAUUCCACUCAAUGACUCCUGGACAAUCUGUAGAAUCUUCAAGAAGACCAGUUCCAUGGCGCAGCGGGCACUGUCGCACACUUGGGGACCUCCACUGCCUGGCACAACCGAGGCAGAGAUGUUCUCUGUCUUGCAAUCAGUGCAAGCUUCAGAGUUUGCCUUGGAGAGCUCAUCUUGCUCAUUGCAAGUUGCACCACCUUCAAGUCAGUUCACCAACAGACAUGGCUUGCAAGCUCAGCAGCAGCAGCAGCUGAAGGUGAACAACCCAUCUCUAGAGGGUUCUUCAUGCAAGCUCAUAAACUUCAACUGCAGCCCGUCUCUGGAACCUCAGAACUGCCCAAUCAUCUUCCCUUUCGAGGCGCAAACAUCACAGAAGACCGCAGGCGCUUCGCCGCUUUUCUUCAACACGCAGCCUGAUCAUCAGCUCAGUAGGUUUGUAGUUGAUUCUUCUGCAGAUGUCAAUGGAGGCAUCAGUGGCAGGAGUCAGGAUUCAUCCACAAGGAAGACUAGCAAUGGCUUCAGCAUGAACAGCAGUGACUGGGAAGCUGUGGGGAGGAUCAACUUCCCUUUUGAUCUCGGUGCAGAUUCUUCGGAUGAGUGGAGGUGCAACAUGCCUUGGGAGUCCUUCCUGAGCCCAGCAGCUGUCCAGACUGAGCUGCCACACUAGAGCAGUUUGCAUUGCACU